AUGACGGACAAUCCAUUCACGAGACUCAGUGUCACAUCGAUGAAACUUCAGGGAUUGUGGCCAGUUAGUUUUUUUGGCAAAAAGACCGCGAUUCUCCACAGAUCGUUUGGGGUGUUCAACGCAAUUUGUUACGCACUAUUCACCGCAUCCAUGUUCGUCGACGUUAUUAUUUCACGUAAUAACUUGGAAGCUAUUGUUGCAAACCUCUGCAUAACGCUGCUAUAUUUUAGCGGAACCGCUAAAGCCCUCUCUUUUCUCUUUAUGAGGGAAACGAUAGGCAAACUGGUGGAACACGCCACAGACUUUACACGGAAAGUCAGAAAAGCUGGAAACCAAAGAUGCUUGAAAAUAAUCGACGAAUACGUGAGACGCUCGAACACCAUUACUUUGGGAUUCUGGCUUAUGGUUUUACUGACUGUAACCAGUUACUGUGGUGCUCCGAUAAUAGGGGUGGUUGCGGGAUCAAAAGCUGAACCAACCAGAUUAAUUUACAGGGCUUGGAAUCCUUUUCCGAAUCUUUGGUCUGGCUACGUGCUGCAGUUGACUAUGGCCUAUUUGACGGCUGUGAUAACGGCGACGUGGGAUACUCUCGUAGUAAGUUUGGUGAUGAUUCCGACCUGCGAACUCAAAACUCUGGGAGUCGAGCUCGAAGAAAUACCAAAAUGUGCGUUACCGAAUGGGAAAGAGGAAAAUGAAGGUGUUCGUGAGAUCGAGAUCAAGAAAAGGGUUUCAAACUGGGUGAAACAGCACAGCGCUGUUAUGCGAUACAUCGAGACUUUGGAUCGUAUUUUGAACCAUCUCAUGCUCCUCAAUUUUGUCGUAUAUUCGGGAAUAUUUUGCACCACGUGUUUCCAGUAUGUCAUCAACGGAUUCAAAUUCGAAAGCUUCGUGGCCUUCCAAUACAUGAUAGCGACGAUGUGUCAGAUGAUGUUUUCAUACUGGGAAGGAAACGAAAUCAGGAUUCAUAGCGAGGCACUAGCCCACGCGGCAUUUAACAGCGCUUGGUACGACGCACCCGCAUCUCUCAAGACCACCGUACUGAUAAUAAUCUUGAGGUGCCAAAAACCGUUAAGGCUGCGGGUCUGGAAGCUGUAUGAUAUUUCAAUGUCUAGUUGUCUGAAGAUAAUGAGUACUACCUAUUCUUAUUUUGCAAUACUCUGGCACGUUUAUUCGAAGAAAUAA
Molecule: messenger RNA, 1182 nt
Organism: Athalia rosae (coleseed sawfly)
Lineage: Eukaryota; Metazoa; Arthropoda; Insecta; Hymenoptera; Athaliidae
Product: odorant receptor 30a-like
Exons: 7
Coding region: 1-1182 (393 amino acids)
Biological process (GO): detection of chemical stimulus involved in sensory perception of smell; sensory perception of smell
Cellular component (GO): plasma membrane
Molecular function (GO): odorant binding; olfactory receptor activity
Source: RefSeq, a predicted model, not a curated record